AUUAUUAUUAUUAUUAUUAUUAUUAUUAUUAUUAUUAUUUUCCUUUCGCCCUUCUUUCUUUCCAUUUUUGGUUUGAAGCCGUUUAUUUCGUCUGUAAAAAACAAUGGGAGAUUCUUCUUGUCUCUUGCAUGGCUUCUCUUAUGCUUCUGCUGUACCAAAUGAAUCCAAACAGUUGCAGUGGUGAAUCAAGAUCCUCAUUUUUCAAUUUUGCGGUUGUGAAUGAGUUGAUAUUUGCUUUUUAUGAUUGGGAAAUUGGAAAAACUGUUUGCUUUGCAGUUGCAGAGGGGAAUCACAUGCAUGCUUUAGGUGAAUCCAUUUCAUUUUGGAGGUUCACAGCAGAUUCCUUGUCAUGGGAGAGAUGGUCCACAUUCCCUCACAAGAAAUACGUGGAGGAGGCCGAGAGCUACGCGAGACCGGGCUCUGUCGCGCAAAAGAAGGCCUUCUUCGAGGCUCAUUACAAAAUGAUUGCAGCUCAAAGGGCUGCUGCUGCAGCUCUUCUUGAGCAAGAAAAUGCUGCUUUGACUCAAAAGGCUCAAAAUGAGAAUGUUGGUUUGAAGGAUGAUGGUGGUGAUCAUGAAGAGGGAGGGGUUUCCUUGAACCCUCCACCGGAUUUAGCUGAUUUGGGAAGUGGGAGUGUCAAGACUCUUGAUGUGAAGGGAGAUGAUGGAGUGAGAAUCAGUAAUGGAGGGAGAGAGAGUGGUGUGGUGAGAGGAAAUAAAGUAUCAAAGCAGCCUUCAGUUAGAAGAAGUAAUCUUGAAAAUUGUGCUGCAGUUUCUGCUGCUUCAGAGAGUAGUGAGACUUCUUCACAGAUAGAGAAGCCAUUGCUAAAGAACAAAAAUGUUGAUAGUGAGGAAGUGUCGUCAGGGAUGAUUAGCAAGAGAAGAACAGGCCUUCCUUCAAUGAAGACGUCCGCUCAUCACAAGCCUCGAAGAGUCCCAUCCACGCCUGCAAAGGCCAUGACUCCACAACUCAAUAGAGAGAGCAAUGUCAAUCGCAGCACGAGGAAGUCCAAUGUGGACGCAUUGGAUGGGAGAAGAUCGUCUCCAAAGUCGUUGCGUGCCUUGCUAAGCUUGGGCUCUUUCCGGGAGUCUGAAAAAGAGCCGGUUUCCAAGAACAAGGGGCCUGAAAGCUCGGGCCUUGCACAAAGUUCCACUAGAACGACUGGAGAGUGCCCGACUCCUUUCAAGACACCUGCUCCGGCAUCUACUAAGAGUAGUGUGUCUUCAUAUCCUGCAGCAGCCACCCCUCAAACUGAGAAUAGAAGGAAGAAAACACCAGAUCCCUCAGCCUCAGGGAGAAAAACUACUGGUCCUAAAUGGCACAUCUUGUCUGCAGUCUGCACAAAGUCGUUGUCGGCCUACAGGAACAAACUACAGUCACCUACUGUAUCCACUCCAUUCAUGCUGAGAACUGAAGAAAGAGCUGCAAAGAGAAAACAGAAACUUGAGGAGAAAUUCAAUGCAACAGAGGUGCAGAAGACACAGCAAAAGACAUUAAAGGAGAAAGCAGGAAAUGAGUUUAGAAAACUAAGCUGUAGCCUUUGCUUCAAAGCUCGUCCCUUGCCCGACUUCUACAAAGAAAGAGAACCUCCAAAUAAUCAGACGAAAAAGCCUCCAGCAGUGCAACCGCAGACAGCAGUACUAGGAAGAAGUGUCCCAAACAAGAAGCACGGCACCAUCUCAAUGCCGCCUCCUCCUCCACCACCGAGAAUCAUAGCCAAGAGCAGUGUUUCCAAGAAUUUAUCAAGAAAGAAAGUUAUCAACCAAAGCAAAUUUCUCAGUACUUCACUACCUGAAAGAAUGGCACAUGAAAAUGCUUCUCCAAAUAUCCAGCAGUGAUCAGUGGAUAUGCUGUGCAUAAAUUCUUUUUCAUGAUCAAAUUCAAUUUGUCAUUGUUUAAUGUGGGAGAUGUAAUCUUUACAUAUAUAUAAAACUGUGUUUGUGUGUGUUCUGAGAUUAGAAUUCAACCCCAAAAAGAUGAAUUAUUAUCUGUCUCAGUUUGGUAUAAAAGGACUUUUUCUGU
Molecule: messenger RNA, 2022 nt
Organism: Salvia splendens (bonfire salvia)
Lineage: Eukaryota; Viridiplantae; Streptophyta; Magnoliopsida; Lamiales; Lamiaceae
Product: protein WVD2-like 7
Exons: 10
Coding region: 129-1838 (569 amino acids)
Source: RefSeq, a predicted model, not a curated record